AUGCUCAUUCUGCAAAGCGACAAUCACUGCGGAGUUGACAAUAAAGCUUCAAGUAAAUCUCGAAACAAAUCACUGGAUACUAAAACUUCUCGCGCAGAAAUUCAAUUCUGUAGUUUUCUAGCAGAACACAAUUUAUCAUUUAAGGUUAUGGAUCACUUAACACCGUUACUUCAGGAAUGUUUUCCUGAUAGUGAGAUUGUAAAACAAAUGCGGUUAAAAUCUUCUAAGAGCGUGUGCGUUAUUAAAAACGUAAUCGGGUAUGCUGAAAAAGAAGAAUUAGCUGGAAAAUUGCAAAAAACUUUUUUCAGUGUACUGAUAGAUGUAUCAACUGACAUUUCAAUGACCCAGACGUUGUGUAUUAUUGUGCGCUAUUACGAUGAAGAUCUAGGACGAAUAGUUAGUCAUUUUUGGGAAUUGUGUAAAAUUUUUAAUGAUGAUUCCAAAGAAGUGUCUACUACAGCACAGCAUCUUUUUAAUUGUGUCCGGGAAUCCUUUCAACGCUUCUCAGUAUCCUUUGAUAAGAUUAUUGGUUUCGGGUCAGAUGGAUGUAAUGCGAUAAUGGGUAAAAAUAAUUCUGUAAGAACGAGAUUUGGAAAAUGCUGUCCUAACAUUUACAUUAUGACAUGCAUUUGUCAUUCGCUUCACCUUUGUGCCAGUGAGGCUUGUGACUCAAUACCGUCUGACUGUGAAAAAUUAUUCCAUUCUAUUUACAAUCACUUCUCAUCAAGUUGUAAACGGCAGCAUGAAUUUAAACAGUAUCAACAGUUCUUAGAACUAAAAAAUCAUAAAAUUUUGCGUCCAGUGGAGAUUCGAUGGCUAUCAGUAACAGCUGUCGUUACCAGGCUUUUAGAAACAAAAACUACUUCGACGACUAUAAAUUUUGAAACAGAAGAACUUAUACUUCAACAACUUAAUGACCCGAUUAUAAAAUUGUACUAUCAUUUUCUUGAGUGGAUUUUACCAAAAUUUUCUUCGUUGAACAAACUAUUCCAAUCAGAAAAACCUUUAAUUACAGUUGUACAUAAAACUAUGAGCUCAACGUAUGUAGAAUUACUUAAAAACUUUAUGGUCGCCAAUUAUGUUAAUAAAACACCGCUAAGUGAAAUUAAUCCCGCCGAUGAAUCAAAAUAUGUGAAUAUUUUGAAUGUUUACACUGGUGUUAAUUCUAUUGAUUUUUUUAACAAGCCUGAGUAUUCAAAAUCUCUGCUAAAAGAAGUCAAAAUCGAAUUUCUUACUAAUUGCAGAAGUUUUCUAGUAAAAGGCUGCUUAGCAAUUCAAAAAAGGUAUGAUUUUGAUAACAUAUUACUAAAAAAUUUAUUCAUUAUUAAUCCUGCAGAAGCUAUGGCUCAAUCCACUCGGAACAAAAUACCUUCUCUAUUACCAUUAAUGAAACAACUACCUCGACUUGUUACCAAAGAAUGUUAUCAAUCCAUCGACAAUGAGUGGCGACAGCUACCUAGUUUUACUUUGCCAGAAGAUAUUAAAGUCACUGACCCUGUCGAUUCAUUUUGGCACAAAUUAAAAAAAUUUGAGGAUAAAGAUGGAAUUUGGUCUUUUGAAAAUUAA
This is a messenger RNA of Cotesia congregata, 1566 nucleotides long. The record is from the annotation of a GenBank genome assembly. NCBI's taxonomy places the organism in Eukaryota, Metazoa, Arthropoda, Insecta, Hymenoptera, Braconidae.